Messenger RNA from Debaryomyces fabryi, 1269 nucleotides. RefSeq names its product nicotinate phosphoribosyltransferase (gene NPT1). Gene Ontology annotation, biological process: NAD+ biosynthetic process. The transcript has a single exon. The coding region runs from base 1 to 1269 and encodes 422 amino acids. Gene Ontology annotation, molecular function: nicotinate phosphoribosyltransferase activity. Lineage: Eukaryota; Fungi; Ascomycota; Pichiomycetes; Serinales; Debaryomycetaceae. The record is from RefSeq and is a predicted model, not a curated record.
AUGACAACGGACAUUCCGAUUAUUUCAUCCAUAUUGGAUACUGACUUGUAUAAGUUGACAAUGCAUGCUGCAGUUGUGAAGCAUUUCCCAAACGUUCCAGUUGUAUAUAGAUAUACAAACAGAACGCCAUCAAUGGUAUUGAACAAAGAAGCAAUUGAUUGGUUGAAGCAUCAAAUAUCGAAGUUGAGUGAAUUAAGGGUCAGUACAGAGGAAAUUGAAUAUUUACGUACAGCAUUGCCACAAAUGCCGGAGGUAUACUUAAAAUAUUUGGAAACAUUUCAAUUCUUCCCUGACAAACAAAUCAAGUACUUUAAUGACGAAGGCAACUUUGAAGAAUUUGAAAUUGAAAUGAGCGGCAAAUGGGACGAAACUAUCUUAUAUGAGAUUCCAUUGUUAUCAUUGAUAUCAGAAGCUUAUUUUAAAUUUGUUGAUACCGAUUGGAACUACGAUGGUCAAGAGGAACGUGCCCAAGACAAGUGUGCACAGUUAUUCAAGAAUGGGUGCACUUUCAGUGAAUUUGGUACUAGACGUAGGAGAUCAUUCAAGACGCAAGAUAUAGUUGUGAGGACUCUAUCUGAUUUCGCUCGAAAGAAUCCAGAUAAGAAGCACUUUUUAGGAACAUCAAAUGUAUUAUUAGCGAAAAAAUAUGACUUAACACCUAUCGGAACAGUAGCUCACGAAUGGUUUAUGGGUAUUGCAUCGAUUACACAAGACUAUACAAAUGUCAAUAAACUUGCCAUGGACUACUGGUUAGAUACUUUUGGCCCCGAACAUGCCGGUUUGGCUUUAACAGAUACAUUCGGAACUGAUGCGUACUUAAAGGUCUUCACCAAACCCUACACUGAUUACUAUACUGGUGUAAGACAAGAUUCAGGUGAUCCUGAAUUAUUUGCUGAGAAAUUAGCAGAUCACUAUAAGAAGCAAGGGUAUGAAGAUUUCACUAAAAUAAUUUGCUUCAGUGAUUCCUUAAAUAUUGAGAAGUGUUUAAAAUAUAAGCAAAAAGUAAAUGGCUUAGGAUUAAUCCCUUCUUUCGGUAUUGGAACAUUUUUCACAAACGACUUCAUGUCUGUAUCUGAUCCGUCUGUUAAGUCUGUUCCACUUAAUAUUGUCAUUAAAUUGAAAGAGGCUAAUGGUAAUCCUUCAAUCAAAAUCAGUGACAAUCUUGGUAAAAAUAUGGGUGAUCCAGAAGUCGUAUCAAGAGUGAAAAAGGAACUCAAUUAUGAAGAGCAUUCGUGGGCUGAGGGAGAUGAAGAGAAGAGAUGGAAUUAG